AGACGGUGACGAGCUCAGGUGAUAGUUCACCGUGCACACUCGCGGUGCAGACCCCGGGCAUCACACAAAUGUGGGUGGGGUCGCUUUGAUGCGCAAACCAGACAGCAAUGUGCACACCACGGCAAAGCCCCCCUAAGUCCAUUUAAAAACUUCCUAUAAGAACAAACAGCCUGCAGGAGGAGGGACACAGAGGGAGGCGUGGGGGCUCCACUUUUCCGUAGUGCCAGUGAGGGAUCCACUACAGAGAAUUACAUAAAGCCAAAGGAAACCCUGACUGGACAGAAUCUGAGGGUGCAGGGUGAGGGACCGUGCACUUGCAAGUCUUCGAAGUCGUGAGUAGGACGUUCAUUGGCAUCCUCUUGGUUCUUCUCCGUGCAUCUUUUCUCUCUCAGCCUCCUUGCGUUCAUUCAUUCAUUCAUCCAUCAUGGCAUGGCCGUGCAUCACGCGUGCUUGCUGCAUCAACCGCUUCUGGACCGAGCUGGACAAAGCGGACAUCGCAGUGCCUUUGGUUUUCACCAAGUACUCGGACGUGGCCGACGUGCAGCAUCUUCCCCAUCACCCGCAGCCGAGGCAGAAGAGGGCCGGUGCCAUUGCCAUAGAAACCGAGCCUCAUCCCGGCGGCGAUCAGCAGGAGGCGGCAGGGAAGGCACCGCCCGCGACGGGUGCCGCAGCGGGCAAAGAUGGCUCUACUGCGUCCGUCAUGCGCCAAGACUUCAAGGCGUGGAGAGUGCGUCCUGAACCCAGCUGCAAGCCCAGGAAUGAGUACCAACGCUCGGCGGCUCCGUUCAACACCGAAACUCAGUAUCAGAAGGAUUACAAGCCUUGGCCUAUACCCAAGAAGCACGACCACCCAUGGAUCCCCAAACCGAGCCCCACCGCCACCCCCUCUGGUGUCCCAGAGCGAAGCGCGGCGAGCGGUAAGAUGGAUCACGCCGAGGCCGAGACCGGCGUGGAGAAGAGCGAGAUCGAGGAGAAAAUUCAAGAAAAGGAAGUGAAGGAGGUGGUUAAGAAGAGUGUGAAGAGGGAAAAGUCAACAGAGAGACAAAGUGGUGAGAAGACGGAGGGACAAGUUUCUGGGGAUGCGGUGAGCGCCGAGCAGAGGAAAGGCAGAGCAGCUGCUGACGCUUUAAACAGGCAGAUUAAAGAGGUUAUGUCGACUUCUAGUAGCUACAGGUAAGUAUGAGUAUCUGUGUGAGGAGGGUGAUUUCUCUCUAACCAGUGAAAACAAAAAAACAUGUCAUCUUUGACUUAUUUUAUGACUUAAUUGCAUUCAAGUACCCCCUUCUCAGAACACCAACAUCAUAGUAGUCCCUGUGUGCAAUAUUCCUGUCCAACUGUCUGAGGAGAUUUGGCACUGCAUGCUCUCUCUUGUUACACUCUUCACUGUUUCCCAAAGCAAACUGAUAUGGCCACAGAUAAAGGCCACUAUUGAUUUUUGUUCCUGCUUCAUCCUCCCUAAGAGUACUAUCAAAUCAAUGCUGCAGCCCAUCAAUGAGACAGUAAAAGGGUCCGAAUGUAAUCACGAGACUUAACCUGGUUUUUCUGCGCAGGCACACUCUAAAUUAAACUAGGGUUCAUAAUAAAUGCAAGCCAACAUAACGCAGCGGCUGUAGUAUUAAAUUAAUGUAUGCUGUUCUAGUGACCUAUAUUAUCGUUUAUGUGUAUGUUUAAGUAAACUUGACACACUGAUAAACAUGAAUAUAGCAGCGGGGUUGUGAUCUGAAACAGAAAUAAAUGACUCAUAAAACACUGGAUCAGACGAACGUAAACAUUAGGAAAGAUAAGAUUUCUCUUAGGAUGUUUAUUAUAUUUAGUCUGUAUUUAUAGUUUAUAUUUAGUAUAUUUAGUCUGCAUUGUACAUACUUCUUAUAUGAAAUUAAAUUUUAUUUUGUGUUUUUUGCUGCUGUAACAUAAGAAUUUCCCAGCUGGGAUCAAUAAAGUCUAUCUAUCUAUCUAUCUAUCUAUCUAUCUAUCUAUCUAUCUAUCUAUAAAUGACAUGAAACCUCCCAAAAACGGCAGCUUGACCUCGUGUCCGUUAAUAUUUUUUAUUUCAUGAUGAAUUAAAAUCCCUUAAGAUUAAAAAGUUGAGGUUCAUUACGAAAAAAGUUUCAGUUUAAUAAUUGUUACUACAAAAAAAACGACUAUACGCUUAAUUUUAAAUGGCAGAUUUUUACUGGGAGGUGACAUUUCCUAAUAAGUGCCCUCAAAAACGGACAACACAGAAGUGUUCAUAUCACUUCAUAUUGAGUUUUUUAAGUUGAUGGAGCAGCAAAGAGUCUGUCCUGUCCACAUAAACUUUAUAAAAUGAUACAUGCUGCCAUCAUGCAGGGCUUCAAGCUUACAGGUGAGAGAAAAAGAUCACAUUUUGACUUUAAAGCUAAAUAUAACAGUUUGCCAAUAAAUGAGUGAAAUGAGUAGGUGAAUAUGAUCCUGUGAUAUGAAUCAAGUGCUCAGCAAAAUCUUGCAACAUAGCUCUGCACAUUCUGGUGCUGAGCUUUGGUUAACAUAAGACAUUCAAAAGGCCAGUAUGAAAGUCUGUAACUGUCAAAGCUAAAUCUUAAAUCACAGAAAUUCCUGGACCACUUAUAUACCGCCCGAGAUUAUUCAAAUUUGCUGUAAAAUACCCUAUUUGGCUUUUCUGUUUGUUUGUUUAGGACUGAGUUUAAAGCGUAUAAAGAUGUGAAACCAGUGAAGCCCAUCAAAGCUCCAUCUCAGUAUAAACCCCCAGUGGAAGAGACCAGUCUGGAAACCAGCUACAGUGCCACAUACAAGGGGGAGCAGGUGAAGACUCCGUCUGCUGACAACAAGCUGAUGGAGCGCAGGAGGAUACGCAGCCUGUACAGCGAGCCUGGCAAGGAACCUGCCAAGGUGAGAGCAUGUCCACACACAGAUCCACUGAUGUAAAUCUAGAUCUAUGGAGUACUGGUGUUUCCAUUUACGACAUACUCAAGUUGACUAUCAAGAGGGGGUAUUAUGCUUUUUAAAUAUUUUGAAGUAGCUUGAAAUGUUUGGUUUUGAUACUAAAUAUGAGCAAAGUUUCAAACUGGGUGGUAAAUAUGUGUUGGAUGAGAUGCAUGCUGAUCUAUAAGGUUUAUUCAAAAAGCCACGUAAUACCUCGAUAAGGGGUCACAUGAGUCUAACUCAAUUUGUGACAUCACAAAUUGGUGAAUCUCCUUAAAAGUGCACAAUCAAUUUAAUUCUGACCAAACAGACCCCAGAGUUGGGGGUCCAGAACAUCUUUCACAAUUUGUCAUGCCAGACAGAGCAUUAUGACUUUGUAGCAUGGCAACAGUGGAGGAGGCUUCUGAGAUGCUGGGUUUCUGGGCUUAUAGAGGUGGUAGAUGAAACAAAGUGCUUCAGGUGGAUGCUGAAAUAAGGGUUUUCAAGAACAUCAGCCUGAGAUACCUUGAGCUGCUUUCAGAAGGGUGACGUAAAGCCUGAUAAUGAGCAUAGUACCCCUCUUUAACCACAUGUGUAACUGGUUUAUAGGCCCAGUAUACCCUUGUUUUAGUACUUUAAGAUUACAGCACUGUCAGUUCGGUUUUGUGUUAAACUCCUCAGUGCAAGAGCGUCUACCUUAAUGUAACUUAAUUUGACACUCCAUCCUAGUCACAGUGUACCCUAAUGGCAGCUAAAACUCACUCUACUGAAACGGCAACAAAACAUAAUCACAAUGUCUGGACAUUUUAAAUGAUAGCCGUGGUUGUUAUUAUUUGAUGAUGGAAAUGACUCAGGAAAAUGCCUGUAAACUGUUCGAUAAAAGACAUGUACCUACUCCUAGUUUCACCUUUGUGAAGAAGUUUUGUUAUAAGGGUCACAUAUAGAUCAAGAUUUGAGCAAAUGAUAUAUUCCAACAUUGAUUGUUUUAUUAUAACUAUUAGGAUUAUAGCAACCAGACUGACAUGGUAUUUAUUGCAUGAGUUUAGACAGUUUUAGAUUACAGUGACUUUAUCAAAUAUUUAAGUAGGCCUUAAUCAGAAAGUAUUCUUAACUUCGACUGAUAUAGAUACUAUUUAAUAUAGUGGAAUAUAAUGAUUCAGUACUUUUGGCAUGCUAUCAGCAGUAAAGGUAUAAAUUGGUAAAUACUGUGUCUGUAGUCGUGUUUUCAUAUGGCCACUCCCUCUCUCACUCUUAUAGGACGUCUCAGAGACUGAGAGCAGCUCUGUUCUAAAUCUGCUGUAGUCAGGUGUGUGCUCUGUUUCUUAUAGAAGGCAUGGAGGCUGACCUCAGAUUGAUCAAAUUCAAACUGGCAUACUGCACACACACACACACAUGCACACACAUACACACACGCAGUAUGCACCUCGGCCAGUAUGAGCCACAUUCACAUGCAUCACCUUAGCUGGCAGAUGCAAGUCUUAAGAGAAGCCACAUCCUCACUUUCUGCCCACCUCUAACUCUGCAUCCCCCUCCACCCUUUUGUGCAGCUUCGUGGCUUCGAAACCUGACCAUGCAGAUUCUGCAGGCUUGUGCAUGAGGGUGGACUAACCUAUAAAUGAAACAAAAAUAGAGCUCAGAUGAUAAAGAGAGAGCAGAUAAGAGAAAAAAAAACACAAGAGAAUGACUCAGGGGCAGUAAAAAGAGUUUUGCAGUCUGAGUGAAGUGUAUUUUGAUCUGUAUCUGAAAAAUGUCAUUUUGUUGAUUUGUUUUUUUUUUUUUUAAUGUUUGCACACACUGAUGGCUCAUGGUAAAAAAUACAACAGACGAGCAGCUAAAGAGCCACAGUAUGGUGCGCCAAGUGCUAUAGAUAACUGUGCAGUGAACCUCUGGUAACACUGUAUGCAGAUGAUGUUAUCCUCUCAGUAUUUAGUUUGCGUGGUCACAGAUAGCAGAUAAACUUCAGCCCUUUAUUCUUGCUCUAAUAAGCAGAUUAUAAAAUCAUUAUUCUUCUCUACAAUAAACACCUUUUUAAGGUUCAUUUCUGCAGCAAAAGUUGUGCAUGAUUGCAACUUUUUUUUUUGCUGUAAACCAUCUCAUUUACACAGAGAAAACAUUUUGGAGCCUCUCCAGAAGUUUUGCAUUGUAGCUGCAGCGGCUCAGGCAGAAGACGGUUGGCCUUGCUUCAGAUCACAUUCACAUUAGUUCCUGCACUCACAUUUUACCCUUCCGUGUUGGAAACUGAACCAGGGAUCUUGUAGUCAAAUACCCGGUUCUUCAAUCGCCAAUGAUUUUCCAACACUUUCAAUCCAUAGAAGAGUGUUUACAAAACCGUUUAAUCUUUAAAGCAUAAACAACUAACAUCAUAUACUAAUACAAAUCAUGUAUUGUGUAAAUUAUGCUUUCAUUUAAAAUGGUUUUAAUGGGAAACUGCACGAACCACUGUUCCUUUAGGUAAUGGCACAAAUUCACCUUUUGUGCUGUGACUUUUUUUAAUCUUCAUCGCACUAAUCACAUGAUGCAAAUACCACCGAUAAUAUAAGGUGUCAUUUGCACUCUCAUGAGAUAGAAUAACAGAAUUUAAAAGGUAUGUAUUGCAUGUCACGACAUAGAGUUUCCAAAGGUUAAGGAAAAGUUAGACAUGCACUUAUUUGCUUUCUUGUCAAGAAUUAAAGGGUGGUCAGAACCCUCAUAUCUGAUAGAUGAUAUGCUGCCGAUGUAAGAAGACACCGCUCCUCAGAUUCAGGCUAUCACACCACCACUGUCUUCCUUCUUUUAUGCCUCUGUCACUUCCUCCAAAAAGUAAAGGAGAUGUGGAACAGUUUCAUCCCCCUUUCAUGCUUUAUACCUUCCAGAUGAGGCAUGACAGGGGUGUGAAUAUCACGCCUUGAAACAGCAGGAUGUACUGUAAGAGCCUGGAAGCUUAAUCCUGGUUAAAGCAUGGAUAAGUAAGUCUGCUACUGACUAUAGUUUAAUGUUUAAUGUAGAAAAAGUGAGACUGAAAUGGAUCUUUGUUUUUAUUUCUUCUCGAGAAAGCAAACAAGUGCACAUCCUACAAUUAUUAAAUCGCUGUGAAUCGAUGUAUUAAAGUUAACGUACUAAUUGUGAAAGGAUGUUAAAGCGUCACUCCUCCUUUCUUUUAGGUGGAUAAACCAGUAUCUCGCACCAAACCAAAAAAGACCCCGACAACAACAACAGGGAAGAUGGUGAAAAAAUCCAAAGAGAAGAUGCUUGCUAGUUCUCAGUCAGCCAAGAAGAAACCGUCUUUGACCGCCGCCGAACCCAAACCAGAGGGGACUGUGACGAAGAAGAGCAAGGAGAUCAGCAACAGACUGGCUGAGGCGAAGCAGUAAACGGAGAAAAAAUGUCAACACUUAAAAUGUGUGCGAUCAAAAGGCUACUUGACGAGUUAGUCAAACUUCUUCCCUUUGGUUUGCUUCCUGACCUGUUGUUUUUGCUGACCUGUCAUAUAUUGUUCACCUACGAACGGGCACUGAUGUUCAGCUUUUAGACUAAUGCAAAUAACUUCACUGUCAACAGUGCGUGUGAUGAGUGUGCGCGUGUGUGUUAAUGUGUGGAAGUGCGUGAUUUCUUGUAUUUUGGUGCACAGAACCGCUUUAUAUUAUUGAGCACAUAAUUUGCACAUUAUCCUAUGAGUUGUGUUUGGCCUCAGACUAUAAAAAGAGCCAUCAUUACACAUGCACUGUGUGUGUGAAAGGGCAUUUUUACUUGCGUCUGAAUUGACAAUUCAGAGUGAAACUAAAAUGAUUGUAUAAAACAUCAAAGAGAUGCUUUUUUUCUCUUAGACUGUAUCACAUGAGGGAUUUUGUUCGAGUGCAAAAUCUGUUUUGCGUUUCCUGGUUACAGUGCCUCUGCUGUAUGGUCCUGGUUUUCCUUUCAUUGUUCUGGAUGAUAUCUGGUUUCAUCAGUUUGGUUGCUAAGAAACCAAAUGAACUGUAAUAUAAUUGCUACGGCUUGCAUGCAGGACCCCGUUUUUGGUUGAGUAGCAACAUUUAGGCAGACAAAAAUGUCAUUGUCACAUGUUAGCUUGUAAAUUGAGCCAUUUACGAUAAGUGUAGGAGGGUAAAAACCCUUUCAAGUAUAAUGCAUGUGUAGUUUUAGAUCCUGGUCACACUGAAACGUACAUACACUGAGUAAAAUCAUAGUCUAGUAGCUGUUAAAGCUAUAAAACAAACACACCAGCAAAAUGGUUUCACCCACAAACACACUUCUAGCAAUCUAAGCGGAGACCAUCUCCUUUGAUUUUGAGGGAAAACUUCAGAUUUUACAAUGACUCAGUAUUUUGUGACAUUGUACUCCAUCCUCUCCUCUGAGCUGUGAUGUUGUAUUUGUGCUAAAGAAGAAAAAAUGUUGCAUAUUAGCCCAGAACUUCUUGUAUGUAUACGGUAAUCCCCCCCUCUGAAUGGGCUGAUUUCUCCAGGUGUUGAAGGACAAAGAAUGGGCCAGGACUCGUAGUUCAGCUAAUUUAAGUGCUGCUGUUCAAAAAUGCGCAAUCCACAUGUGUUCAUCAUGACUGUCCUUAAAGCCUUCCCUCUACGGAUGUUAACACACUUGUCUCCAGUGAUGCCCUUAACAGCCAGUGCGGCUGCAGCGUGCGAGAGCGUUACCCACCGUUAAGUCUGCUUCCAGUUUUAGCCUCUGCGUGAGUGAGUGAGCGAGUUUCUGUGUGUGACCUCUACAGCCUGCUGCCUGCUAGCAUCAAGUCUGACCCGACCACUAGACGUGCUGCUAUGCACUCCAACACCCUGGUGCUAAAUCUCUUGUUGUUUAUGCUGUCUGGCUGGGACUGUGUGUGGUGUCAGGCCACAGUGAAAUGAUGAUAUGACAAUGUCAUACCUCUGCAGACAUGUUGUGAUAUUGUGCUUGUAUUCUCAGCUUGCUCUGAAUGAACUCUGAUUAAAAUGAUGAUGCAGAACCCUGAGUUGUU
This is a messenger RNA of Xyrichtys novacula (pearly razorfish), 7825 nucleotides long. Lineage: Eukaryota; Metazoa; Chordata; Actinopteri; Labriformes; Labridae. The record is from the annotation of a GenBank genome assembly.